UUAGGAGAACAGAAGACUUGGAUCUUAGUGGACAGAAUUUUCUUAAUGUAUAAAAUGUUGGCUGGCUACAAGGAGGCAAUUUUAAAGAAACAAGUUAGCGUUCCCUCCUUACCACUCCCCCUUUAUUUGCAGUAUCCAUUAUUUGGUUGUAAGAAGUCAUUCAUCUGAGCAGACUGACAGACUGCUCCUUCAGUGCAGAACAUGGGAUAUUAGGUGUUGUUCGUAGAUGGGGCAGAGUGGGGCUAGUGAAAGAGCAGGGAAAGGUUAACUAUAUAGUCAUGUCCAAGUAAAAUGAAGAAAUUAAUAUUAAAUGAAUAAAAUGAAUGUUAGGUGAGACAAAAGCAUAAGGGGAAAAUGAUAUCAAUCUAUCAAUAAGUCCGAAUAAGUAUUUGUGAUAUUCAGCAACAAUUCCAGAGUUCAUGAAACAAGACCAUCAGGAGAAUGCUGUUCAUUCAUUCAUUCAUUCACCAUCAUCCACCUAGAGACUUCAAUUUCCCAGGCACUUGCAGUUGGUAAUUACUCACUGGGAACCUUGAAUUAAUCUCUUAGAAUAUUCCUCACACGGUACCUUGUGUUAGUUAUCUUUACUCCAUCGGAGCCUGACCAACACUUGGCAUAUUAGAUGUUAAAUAAAUGUACGUUGAAUGAAUAAAGGAAGGGACCACUGAUCUUUCUUAGCUAUUCAUUAACGAAGGGAGCUACCCCUUUAAAAUUGUGUAUAAAUUAGCAUUUUUUUUUUAGGGAAGGAAAGACUCGUUGCCCUCAGUUUUUCCUGUAUCCAGUGAAUACUCAGGAUGGCAUUUCCUUCAUCUGCUUACUAACAGGGCAGUGGUCUUUAUAAUUUAAUGAAUUCAAUAUAUUAUGUGCAUAUUUCAUAAUAGAAAAGUAUUAGCGACCAACUCUGCAAUCUGAUGCACUUCUUUGUCCUUUCAAUAAAAGACAUGUCGUAAAUAUUUUUUGCUAUUUCAGUUUUAUGUUGCUGUAUGAGCCUUUAUUGGUGAAGAUACUGACGGGCAGACCUCAGAGAUAUUGCAUGUUCAGUUCCAGACCAUCGCAAUAAACAGGAGUCUAAUAUGGAUUCAGAACUCAAGGAUGUUUACAACAGGACACUUGCCGCAGAGAACAAUACUGCUGGCACUCGGAAUUCGGAUUUCCCAGUCUGGGACGACUAUAAAAGCAGUGUCGAUGACUUGCAGUAUUUUCUGAUCGGACUCUAUACAUUUGUAAGUCUUCUUGGUUUUCUGGGGAAUCUACUUAUUUUAAUGGCCCUCAUCAGAAAGCGAAAUCAGAAGACGACAGUCAACUUCCUCAUAGGGAAUCUGGCCUUCUCCGACAUCCUGGUUGUGCUGUUCUGCUCACCCUUCACGCUGACCUCUGUCUUGCUGGAUCAGUGGAUGUUUGGCAAAGUCAUGUGUCACAUUAUGCCUUUCCUGCAGUGUGUGACGGUUCUGGUCUCAACAUUAAUUUUAAUAUCAAUUGCCAUUGUCAGGUAUCAUAUGAUAAAGCAUCCUGUGUCUAAUCAUCUGACAGCCAACCAUGGCUAUUUCCUGAUAGCCACCGUCUGGACGCUAGGUUUUGCGAUUUGUUCCCCCCUCCCAGUGUUUCACAGCCUCGUGGAACUUCAGGAGACGUUUGGCACCGCCUUGCUGAGCAGCCGGUACUUAUGCGUGGAGUCCUGGCCGUCGGAUUCCUACCGAAUUGCUUUCACUAUCUCUUUAUUGCUGGUGCAGUAUAUCCUGCCCCUAGUUUGUCUGACUGUAAGCCAUACCAGUGUCUGCCGGAGCAUCAGCUGUGGACUGGCCCACAAAGAAAACAAGCUAGAAGAAAAUGAGAUGAUCAACUUAACUCUUCACCCCUCCAAAAAGAGCGGGGCUCAGGUGAAGCUGUCCAGCAGCCGCAAGUGGAGCUAUUCGUUCAUCAGAAAACACAGGAGGAGAUACAGCAAGAGGAAAGCGUGCGUGCGCCCGGCUCCGGCAAGACCUCCCCAGGAGAACCGGCCCCGGGCGUUUCCAGAACGCCCCGGCUCCGCGAAAAGUCAGCUGCCUUCAUCCAGUAAGUUCAUGCCGGGGGUCCCCACCUGCUUCGAGGUGAAACCCGAAGAAAACUCGGAUGUUCCUGAGAUGAGAGUCACCCGUUCUAUCAUGAGGAUAAAAAAGCGAUCUCGGAGUGUCUUCUACAGACUGACCGUCCUGAUUUUAGUGUUUGCCGUUAGCUGGAUGCCGCUGCACCUUUUCCACGUGGUGACUGACUUCAACGACAACUUGAUUUCAAACAGGCACUUCAAGCUGGUGUACUGUAUCUGUCACUUGUUAGGCAUGAUGUCCUGCUGUCUCAAUCCAAUUCUAUACGGAUUUCUUAAUAAUGGGGUCAAAGCUGAUUUGAUGUCCCUUAUACACUGUCUUCAUAUGUCGUGAAUCUCUGUGUUUACUGAGGGAAGAACAAACAUUGGGAUCAUCUCAAAUAUGUUCACAAUGACUAUAUAUGGGUAGUAAACAAACUUUGUUAAACACAUGGAAUUUUGUUUAUGUAUAAAAUCUCUGGGUUUGAAUGUCAGUUCAUAAUAUAGGGAAGAUAAUUUUAAUACGUUAUAAUCCGAUGCAUUCAUUUAGUUGCAUAAAGUCAUUGUCAAUCCAAUCGGUAAUUCCAUUAAAAAAAGUAGUUAUAUUACUUUUUAUUUCAGCUUGUCUUGUGAACAAAUGAAUUGUAUGUUCUUGCUUAAAAUAAAAGUUAGCUCUAACCA
Molecule: messenger RNA, 2740 nt
Organism: Vicugna pacos (alpaca)
Lineage: Eukaryota; Metazoa; Chordata; Mammalia; Artiodactyla; Camelidae
Gene: NPY5R
Product: neuropeptide Y receptor Y5
Biological process (GO): chemical synaptic transmission; G protein-coupled receptor signaling pathway
Cellular component (GO): plasma membrane; neuron projection
Molecular function (GO): neuropeptide binding; pancreatic polypeptide receptor activity; peptide YY receptor activity
Source: RefSeq, a predicted model, not a curated record